UACAAUAUAUACAAAAUUUAAUUUACAACAUAUACACUAUGGUUUUGUUAUUUAUAAGUAGUAUAUACCUUUGCUUUCUCACUCUAACAUAAAGUAAGUAUAAACAGCAACAUAAGACUCACACAAAGCAGAUAGAUAUACCAAUACUACAUUACACAGGUAACUAUACACCAAUACUACAUUACACAGGUAACUAUACACCAAUACUGACAAAGUCAAUGUAUAAGUCACUGUAUGAAAUCACUGCCUGGAUACAGGGAUCAUGACAAGGUUCGUCCACCGCGGUCUGUAGUCCUCGGUCCCGUCUCUCCUAUUUGACGACCUUAACCAUAACUCAUGUGCUGAUGGGCCCACAAAGAUAUCCAUAUGAGAGGUUUCACGUGACGACCAGUCAGUCCAACUGACAUAAAGUGUCCACACAGAGAACGGUCCGUCCACAUAAAGUAUUCACUACCCCGGUAGCUAUACAGCACACAGCACUUAGUUCACACAGAACCUAAAGAUGUGGUCCACACAAGACGGUCACCAUAAAAAUAGCUACUACCUCUGCUAGUUCUUGCAGCCCUCAUAAGAGGAUUAACAGUGCUUGCCUUUCACUAUUGUCCCAUAGUAGAAGCACAAUCUGUAGUUGGUGCUUGCUUACACCUUCUCAAUAGCGAUUGAGCAAAUCUACGUGUGGCUACUCAUGGCUACCUGUUGAUCUCUAAUUGAAACCCGUAGACGGAUGACCAAACUCCGGCUUAGUAAAAUAAUAUUUCAAUUACCCAUGUUAUCAAUGAAAUUAGGUUAACAUUAACAAAAAUAUAUAUUAGUGUUCGUGACAAUUUGGGAAAUCUGAUAAGGCUUGUGAAUCAUAGGUCUCUGUCAGUAAUAUCAUGUUUAUAAUCUAGAAUUGGGAGAUACACAGAUAAUUAUAUGAUGUUUUUAAUUGCGUUUUGUCUUGGCGUCUUCGGUCUGUUGAAUACAUUAUGUAUGAUGGCCGACCAGAUAUAUUAGGCCUAUCCCUGGUAAUGGUAUAGCUAUCGACCCGCCGAUAUACCCGGAUAGUAUGGUGUAUCACGAUAACGCCAGUCUUUCCAUUGGUUAUUUUUGUCAUUCAGAUAACACGUAUCACCGAACAACCUCUUGUUUCAUUGUGUGGUUUUAUAAAUAACUCCCUGAUAUCAUAGUGUUUUGGCUUCACCUGGUCGUUUAUUUAAUCAAACAAGGAAGCAGUUUUCAUCACACAGAGUAUAUCUACCUCUCUGCUCGGCCGUAUCCACGAAAAGAGUAACACCAGCGGAGGUUGUUUUAUUCUUAAUUGUCGUUUAGAGGUCGAGUAAGGACGUAUAUUUUGUAUUCACGUGAAAUUUGAUGCAGCAGCUGUGUUGUCUCCUUGCACUAGUAGGCACGUACCGAUGCAAAUCUAAUAGAUGUACUUGACCCUUGCUCCAUACACAUUUCAAAAGGCACCGACAGGAAGACGUGAUUCGCACUUACGUGGAUAUUUGACGACUGUUUCAAUUGGAGCAGUUUUAUAAGCACACCGUUAACAGGGUAACUGCUAUUUGUGUUUGCCUGUUGCAUCGUAAAUCACACAGCCGGGCCGUUUAUGGCGUUUUAAACACUCACAGCAUGUUAGGCAGGUCAAAGUGUAUUGAUUAUUUGUACGGAGAUACCCGAUUGUAAGAUAAGAUUGUGGCUUACCUCAGCAGAAGGACUCAAAUGUAGGUACACGUCGAAUGUUGAAGAGGUCGGUCAUGAUGUAAUCAUUACGAUGUGUUAUUAUACUGAAGUGUAAGUGAAACAAGACUUUAUUGCGGGAUACUAGCAUGGGUGCUUCACAGAGCGUAUUCAGUGAGGAGGAGCUUCAAGAUUACCAGGAGCUGACAUAUUUUACGAAAAAGGAAAUCUUGCAUGUGUUUAAGAUUUUCCGAGAUCUAAGUCCAAGAGAUGUAGACCGGGACCGCAAUGUCAAGUUGAAUGAGGAUCUGGUGAUGUCCCUACCGGAACUCAAGAUGAAUCCAUUCAAGGAUCGCAUAGUGAGGGUUUUUUCUUCAGAAGAGGGUUGCCUGACCUUUGAAGAUUUCUUGGAUAUGAUGUCAGUAUUCAGUGAAAAAGCUCCAAAAGAAAUAAAAGCACAAUAUGCUUUUAAGAUUUAUGACUUUGAUGGCGAUGACGAGAUAUCACGUGACGACCUAAAGAAAAUGGUGCUACGUCUAUGUCCCUCGCAGAAAGAUACGGAACUAAAAAAACAAGAAGUUGACAGAUUAGUCGGCGAGAUACUAAAGGAGGCUGACCUAGAUAAUGAUGACAGGCUCUCAUUUUCAGAAUUUCAACACGUCAUCUCGAAAGCACCUGAGUUUGAGAGCUCCUUCAGGAUACGGCUCUAGUUCCAGUGGAUAUAUAUAAAAUUGUGUUUUUUACAUACCUUGAAAUGUUCUAAUAAGAGCGUAUGCUCUCGGGCGCCAAAGGCGCCCGAGCGAAGCUCUUUAAUGGUAACACAUGCGUGCGUAAAGAGAGUUGCUUCCCCUUACUACACCUUGCCUUUUCAUUUAUUUCGUCCAGAAGUAGACUUCCAGUGUGGAAACAGGAAGUGAAUCCUUGAAGCAAAGACAAUUGUGUUUCAACCAAUGCAUGAAUAUCUGCAUAUAGUGAAAACAAUGUUCAUGUUUUA
Molecule: messenger RNA, 2656 nt
Organism: Mizuhopecten yessoensis (Yesso scallop)
Lineage: Eukaryota; Metazoa; Mollusca; Bivalvia; Pectinida; Pectinidae
Product: calcium and integrin-binding protein 1-like
Exons: 7
Coding region: 1812-2372 (186 amino acids)
Molecular function (GO): calcium ion binding
Source: RefSeq, a predicted model, not a curated record